Messenger RNA from Pyrenophora tritici-repentis Pt-1C-BFP, 718 nucleotides. The record is from RefSeq and is a predicted model, not a curated record. NCBI's taxonomy places the organism in Eukaryota, Fungi, Ascomycota, Dothideomycetes, Pleosporales, Pleosporaceae.
GCAGCCAGCAAGAAAGCCAACCCAAGUAUUCCGUCGCGCCGCUGUCCAGCCUCCUACUAUUCCGAGCUUCCUUCACAGCUACGCUCUUACCUUUUCACUGACCAUUAUAUCACUCGCUUCGACGUAUACUGAAUAUACACCAUGGCUGGCUCGGCACGCACCGCAUCACCCAUCAAGCGCUUAAUGACGGAACUGCAAACCUACCACAACGACCCUAACGAUGCGCUUCUUGACCUCGGACCUGUGGAGGACGAUGUCAUGCAAUGGAGGGCGGUUAUGAAGGGUGUACCAGGCACGGCAUAUGAAGAUGGUUGCUGGCUCCUGUCCAUCUCAAUCCCCCCAACGUACCCCCUCGCCGCGCCCACGAUCCGCUUUAUAACGCCCAUCUGCCACCCCAACGUCGACUUCAAAACGGGUGAAAUUUGCCUCGAUCUGCUGAAGACGUCUUGGUCGCCAGCAUACACGCUUUCCACCACCAUGACGAGUAUACACCAGCUGCUUACGAGCGCGGAGCCGGAUAGCCCGUUGAAUGUUGAUAUCGCGCAACUGUUUCGAAGUGGGGAUGAGGUGGGUGCUAUGAGCUUGAUCAGGUUUUAUACCCAGUGUGAAAGGUAUCACUGGAGGGGUGUUGGGGACAGGCGAUAGGUGGGGAAGCGUUCGGGUAAUGGCGUUUGGGAUAAGAUACCUAUUAUUUAUGAAGCGAGCGUAUGUUGUGCAA